Molecule: messenger RNA, 1238 nt
Organism: Nerophis lumbriciformis (worm pipefish)
Lineage: Eukaryota; Metazoa; Chordata; Actinopteri; Syngnathiformes; Syngnathidae
Source: RefSeq, a predicted model, not a curated record
UUGUUUUCCAGAUGGCUCCUUCGUAUGUGGUCGUUGAGUUCCUUGGUGAACGUUCAGUCGCUGUUGUCCCAACCAUAUGGACAAAAGAUGAUGGAAAGAAUACCUUAUGCUAUUGGCCAAAGCCAAAUCCUACCCACUCCAGAAUCCGGAGAGCUGAGAUUCCUGACAAAGAAGUCUGGGAUAGGCUACCAAUUCGGGUUUUCAGGAAAACAUUGACUGAAGACUUUGACAAGGCCCUUCAAUAUGAAAAACAAGCUGAAAUGUUUUCGAGCCCAGAGGAAGAAGAAAUAUCAACCAAACGGAGUCACAUCACCCCUGAACGUUAUAGAAACGAUGAGGAAGAUGUGUUUGAUGCUGACGACGAAGAGGAAAUUCGGCCAAAAAAGAAGUGCAGAAAAGAGAAAUCACAGAUCCUCAUCCAGGCACCCCCACUGCCAGUGCUCCCACCAUUGAACUUUCCAAUCUCCAGCGAGUACCAGACCACUUCAGCCAGUACCAGCCAAUACUACACCACUCCAAGGCAUCCAGGCCGACCUCACAGCCCAGCGAGAAGCAGCACUUACAGGCUCAGUCCAGACAGGAAUCAUGCAUCUAGCUCAAGCCAGUACCAAACCACUCCAGCCAGUAUGAGUCAGUACCAGACCACUCCAAGAAGCAGCAGGAAUGCCCUUGAAAGUGAACUUUUCCAGUUAAACAUGAAAGUUCAAAAACUAGUUGAGAACCAGGGAGAACUGAUGCGCAUGAUGAGAGGGCUGGCAGCACAGUCUGUGGGGCCAGAAGCUGUGGAUGUUCAAGAUCUCAUUGAGAAGCCUUUCGAGACUCUUGAGCAGCUUAAGACCUUCAGUGAACAGCUCGACACUGAUCUUCUGCUCAGAAAGCAGCUGGUGAAAGCUCUUACUGCUCUUGGUGGGCAGAAUUUGGCAGACACAGUGAGGACAAUGCUGAGGAAAAUUGCCACAAACAAAGUCCUGGAGCAGCUUGGUCUCCGUGGAAAGACAGGCAAAGUGGCAUUUGAGGACUUGCCCUUUUACAGAAUAAUAAUAAAGGCAUGCAGGGGUGUUUACAAACAGACGACCACAGCUGAAGUAGAUUGUGAGCUUGGAGAGGUCCUGAAACUGGCCACUUUUCGAAAGGGAGGUUCAAAGUUUGAGGAGAAGAGGAGGAAUUAAGAGGAAGCGACGGCGAAGAAGGGCAAAGGGAGGUGUACAAAGGAAUAGGACAGUGAUAUGAGUGACCAG